AUGAGCUCUCUGUGCUUCCUCUCUCUCUCUCUUCUUUCUGUGUCCCACUCCUUUAUUCUCUCUAACCAAUCUCUUUUUACUCUCUUUACUCUUCACUUCACUCACUCUUUACUUCUCUCUUUCUCUCCUUACUCUUCACUUCUCUCUUUAUUUCCACCUCACUGUUUCUCCUUACUCUUCACUUCACUCACUGACUCUUCACUACAGUCUCUCUCUAUUCUUCAAUUCAUUCACACUUCACUUAACUCUUUCUCACCUUACUCUUCACUCACUUACUCUUCAUCCCCUUCUAUUCUUCAAUUCAUUCACUCUUCACUUAACUCUUUCUGUCCUUAUUCUCUUACACUUCACUCCCUCCCUACUCUUCACUUCUCUCACACUCAACUUCUUUCUCUCACUCACUCUUCAUUCACUCACUCUUUACUUCAGUCUCUAAUCUUCACUUCAUUUACUCUUCACUUCACUCGUUCUCUCUCUCUUUUCACUACCCCUCUUUUUACUUACUCUUCAUUUCACCCCUCUCCGUACUCUUCGCUUCACUCUCUCUCACCAUACUCCGUCUGCAUUUCACCAUCUCUCUCCUUAAUCUUCAUUUCCCUCUCUCUCCCUCUCCUUAUUCUUCUCUUCAUUUCUCUCCUCUCUUACUUUCUCUAA
Molecule: messenger RNA, 654 nt
Organism: Acanthosepion pharaonis
Lineage: Eukaryota; Metazoa; Mollusca; Cephalopoda; Sepiida; Sepiidae
Source: the annotation of a GenBank genome assembly